This is a messenger RNA of Drosophila persimilis, 880 nucleotides long. RefSeq names its product cytochrome b5. The transcript has a single exon. Gene Ontology annotation, molecular function: heme binding. The record is from RefSeq and is a predicted model, not a curated record. Gene Ontology annotation, cellular component: intracellular membrane-bounded organelle; membrane. Lineage: Eukaryota; Metazoa; Arthropoda; Insecta; Diptera; Drosophilidae. Bases 157 to 573 code for a protein of 138 amino acids.
CACUCGACUGCCAGUGGCGACCCAAGACGCAACGAAACUGGACCCCAGGCCCAACCGCUCAAGCAGAACAUCAACUCAGACAAGACGGGUUUCGACGGCGACUGCAGAAAUCAUAGUACCGGGAAAAAAGUGAAAGUGAAUCUGUCACGUGUAAAAAUGUCGUCGGCGCUGACGAAUCUCUUGCAAUCUCUGCGCAUUGUGCCGCUGGGACACGGCAAAGCCAGCAAGAAUGUUGUGGUCGUUGCCACGGAGAAGACGCUGCUCAAGGGAGAGGAGCUGCCGGAGAUCGCGCUGGAGGAGGUGGCCCAGCACGACAGCUACGACGACUGCUGGAUUGUGAUCUACGAUCGGGUGUACGACGUCACUCUGUUCCUGCGCGACCACCCCGGCGGUGUCGAUGUGAUCAUGGACCAUGCCGGACGCGAUGCCACCAUUGCGUUCCACGGCACUGGCCAUUCCCGGGCUGCCAUUGAGCAGAUGCGCCAGUUCCUGAUCGGGGAGCUACCCGAACCGCAGCGCAUCUUUCGGACGACCCACAACAACAGGGUGCUGUCCUCGGGCAUACCGGAAUAGUGUCAGCCGAUCCACCGAUCCGCCGAUCACUUCACUUCACUUCCUCUUCGAUCCACUCGCAAUGCCGCCGUCCAUCUACGCACAUUCCCAUACACACUCGUACUACGUUAUUUGUAUAUAUAUGUAUCUCUUAAGAGUAUUCUACUUCGUUCCUAAAGCUAAUCAGUUUCCAGUUUCGCAAUCCGCAAACCGCCUUUGCCUAAUCAUCGCCUGUCGCUCAGCGAAUAUUUAUAUAUUUUGUGUGUUUAAAUUGUUUUGUCAAGACUUGAAACGGAAUUAAGAUUAAAUUAUUGUAUUUUAAUAGUUA